This is a messenger RNA of Conger conger (European conger), 1491 nucleotides long. It is a transcript of the gene calm1a, whose product is annotated as calmodulin 1a. The record is from RefSeq and is a predicted model, not a curated record. The transcript is spliced from 6 exons. NCBI's taxonomy places the organism in Eukaryota, Metazoa, Chordata, Actinopteri, Anguilliformes, Congridae. Gene Ontology annotation, molecular function: calcium ion binding. Bases 121 to 570 code for a protein of 149 amino acids.
GAGGAAUACACUCAGCUAUAUAGACACUGACAACAGAGAAUACACACCUUAGACUUCAGUAGCUCGCGGUGUUCUGUGUAGUCUAGUUUUAGUCAACUGAUCCAUCCAGUGCCGCCAGACAUGGCUGACCAGCUAACAGAGGAGCAGAUCGCUGAAUUCAAGGAGGCCUUCUCCUUAUUCGACAAGGACGGCGACGGCACCAUCACCACGAAAGAGCUGGGCACAGUGAUGCGCUCGCUGGGCCAGAACCCCACGGAGGCCGAGCUGCAGGACAUGAUCAACGAGGUGGACGCAGAUGGCAAUGGAACCAUCGACUUCCCAGAAUUCCUGACCAUGAUGGCCAGGAAAAUGAAGGACACAGACAGCGAGGAGGAGAUCCGUGAAGCAUUCCGAGUAUUCGACAAGGACGGAAACGGGUACAUCAGCGCGGCCGAGCUACGCCACGUCAUGACAAACUUAGGCGAGAAACUAACAGACGAGGAGGUAGACGAAAUGAUCAGAGAAGCAGACAUUGACGGCGACGGGCAGGUUAAUUACGAAGAAUUUGUACAAAUGAUGACUGCGAAAUGAAGCUCUCCCAACCUGUCCUUACCCUCUUAGAAGAUAAAAAAAAAAAAAAAUCAGUCAAAUGUUUUACUUACCUCUUGCAAAAAUGUUCAUUUAUUCAUACUGUUUCUGUAUAAAAACAUAAUUGAAUGUUUAAAAAAAAUCCCUCUGUCCACUUACAGGGAGAAAAGAAAAAAGCAAAAAAAAAAAAAAAAAAUAUCUGCAUGUAACAGUUAGUGGUCCUGUCCCCAGAGAAUCAGUUUAGCAUCAAUCGUAAAAGAGAAAAUACCUAUACUACCUUAAAAACAAAAAGCGGGCACUUGGUGAACUCCUACAUGGUUCCAUUUGCCAGUGAUAAUGUUUGGGCUGGCCACUCUUUCUCCUUCUUUAUUCAUGCAUGCAGCUCGAGUCUGGAGCACGCGCUGGUGAAUCGCAUUGUGCUGAUUCCACUAAGGUGUUGUGUCGUGGGUAUGGUACAGUUUGUAUUUGGAGAAGGAAGCGGGUUCUUAUUUGCUCUGAAGUGGAACGGGACCUGGCAGUGUGCUCAAAUAAUUGAAAAGAUAUUUUUUAAAAUGAUCAUUUGAAAAAAAAAAAAAUGGAAAAAAAAACUAUAACAUUUUAGAAUAUGUUUGGCAUGUGGGUAUUUGGGAUUGCUGUUUCCUUGUUGUGCUUUGCACUACAGUGGGGGCUGAGAGUCCAAUUACGGACUCUGGCCUAAUUAGAGAGUCGAUCUUCUGGCAAGGGAACAUCGUUGACCUUCACAUUUGUAUCUUCUGUUGCUCGACUCUGACAUGAGCGUGUCGGUUGAUCUUGUAUAUCUACAGUGCAUAGGAUUUCAGCACAAAAGUCUUCUAGGCUGUUCAUCUGAAUACAGUUUACGUUCAUUCCAAGUUGUACAUGCUAGUCUUUUAAUUUUUUUUUCCAAUAAAAGACCAUGAACUUAAA